This is a messenger RNA of Patella vulgata (common limpet), 1078 nucleotides long. RefSeq names its product TRMT1-like protein. Gene Ontology annotation, molecular function: RNA binding. Bases 56 to 883 code for a protein of 275 amino acids. Lineage: Eukaryota; Metazoa; Mollusca; Gastropoda; Patellidae. The transcript is spliced from 5 exons. Gene Ontology annotation, biological process: tRNA N2-guanine methylation. The record is from RefSeq and is a predicted model, not a curated record. Gene Ontology annotation, cellular component: nucleus.
ACAAUUAGCAAGGUCAGCAUCUAAAUGUAAUAAGGGUAUAGAGGUGUUGUAUACGAUGUCUAUGGAUGAUUUUCUACUGAUAAGUGUUAAAUCCCAUCGUGGACCUCAUUUAGCUGAUAAAGCCAAUCAGAGGUUACGAUGGUUACUACACUGUCGAUUCUGUGAAGAGAGGGUGUUUCUACCUAAACAGAAAGCUCCCAUAGAAAACCCUUAUAACCUACUACCUUGUAAAUGUAACUCAGAGAAACCUGGUAAAACAGCUGUAGAGUUAGGUCCCCUUUGGUCUGGACCCAUAUUUAACCCAACAUUCCUGUCCAAGAUAAAAUCCAGUGCUCAAGAGAGUGAUCUAAGUGCUAAAACAAUGUUACUAUUGGAUACCAUGAUGGAGGAAGCUGGUUGUAUCAUAGCAACAGGAGAAAAUAACUCUAAUUUACUAGAUGAAAAUCUUAAUAAUCCAAACAAAGAGAGUUUAGACUUAAAAAGAGAGGAAUUUAGUGAUAAUUUAAGUGAUGAAAAGUGCGGCAAUAAAACAUCGGAAGUUUCUGAUAAUCAAUCGGAAAGUGUCCAUGAGAAAUCUGCUGGUGAAAAGAGACUACAUGAAGAUUGUCCAGAUCAACCAGCCAAACGUUUGAAACGUGCUAAUGUUAAUAAUAUUGAAGAAACUGAUUUAUGGAGUCACUCGUUUCUGCCUUUCUAUUACAACACACAUCGAUGGAAAGUUAGUCAUACGAAAUUACCAAAGGUAACGACUCUAGUGCAGUUAUUAAAGUCAGAUGGUUACAAAGCGACUAAAACUCAUUUCGAUCCAAAAUCAGUUCGAACAGAUGCCAACCUUAUUCAGAUAAAACAAACUUUAGAUAAACAUUGUUCUGUUAAACACUGAUAUUUACCCACAAGGAAAAAUAAUAAAAUAUUUUGUUUCCUUUAAACCAGGUCCUAGUUUUGUGUCCAUAGGCAAUAUGUGUUCUAGAUCCUAAGGUCUUCUUCGUGGGUUUCCUUGGGGUCCUCUGGAAGGAAACCAGAGGUAAAGAACCCUAUGCGCAAGAGGAUUUUUGAAAUAAAAUUGUACCAUAUAAUA